Messenger RNA from Venturia canescens, 688 nucleotides. RefSeq lists its product as uncharacterized. The transcript has 3 exons. The record is from RefSeq and is a predicted model, not a curated record. Bases 110 to 655 code for a protein of 181 amino acids. NCBI's taxonomy places the organism in Eukaryota, Metazoa, Arthropoda, Insecta, Hymenoptera, Ichneumonidae.
CACAGCAGAACUCGGUCACUAGAAUUUUUCGACUUUCAUCAAUUGCACGAAAAGUUAUUUAUCGUCAAACGUUCAAUCGUUGUCCUGCUUUAUAACUACGACAAAUACGAUGAAUAAAUUCGGUGGUUUUCUAAUAACGAUGCUAUUCGUGUUUUGCACUUGCAUGGCAGAUUGUCCCCCGAGGAACGUGACUGUGGAUUUGGAUUCGGAGAAGUUUUCAGGCGAAUGGUUCGUCGUCUCUGCUACGUCCCCUCGUGGUAAAACUUUGAGUAAAUGUGGACGCUUUUUCGUAAAUCCAACGUCCUCUGAUGCAUUAGCGAUGAAUUACACGGCUCGCGCGGCCCAUCAAAAGAGCCACACAACUUUCGUCGUUAAUGUUACUCUCGAUGAUGAUCUAACUGGAGUUUGGAGGGUGCAAGGCUCAGAUAUGAUACUCGGCUCCUACAAACACCGAGUCAUCGAUGUCGACUACAGUUCACACUGUGUAAUGAUAGUUUGCAGAGGUGACGAGGGGGAUUCAUCUAUUCGCGAUUUUCUGAUGAUAUGGUCACGCGAAAAAACACUCUCUCCCACAAUGCUGACUAUCUUGAAGGAUCAAGUCGAAUCUUACAUCGAUAAAAACGAAAUUCGCGACGUCGAUCAUAGUGAUUGUUAACCACCAAUUCAUUCUGCUCGAUAAUCGAUAGUG